Drosophila arizonae is the source of this 3490-nucleotide messenger RNA. RefSeq names its product apoptosis-resistant E3 ubiquitin protein ligase 1. Gene Ontology annotation, biological process: ubiquitin-dependent protein catabolic process; negative regulation of apoptotic process; protein polyubiquitination. Lineage: Eukaryota; Metazoa; Arthropoda; Insecta; Diptera; Drosophilidae. Gene Ontology annotation, molecular function: ubiquitin protein ligase activity. The record is from RefSeq and is a predicted model, not a curated record. Gene Ontology annotation, cellular component: cytosol; cytoplasm.
CACAAAAAUACAAGUCUGUUGUGUUCUUUGCCGUUUCUCGUUUUUGUGUUUCAAAACAUAAAUAUGAUGCCAAACAACUAAUUAAAAGCUGCUAGAAUGAUAAACACGCUCUCUUAUAAUAAUUAAAAAGUACAUAAGUUCGAAAUUGCAUGCCCUGCGUUAUGUGCGUUGCUUACACUGCUGCUCUGAAUGCCAAUGUAUAAGUAUUAAAUAUUAAUCAAAAUGAAUUGCAAGUGCUUUGGAGGACACUUCUAAGGAAGAGAACAAACGCAUUGGCUUCCAUGCAAUAGUGGUGUACUUGUGUAUUUGUUUAUUAUGUUAAAAGGCUCGCUGAAAGUGUUGAUUGCAAUAGUGUUGAGUUUAAUGUUUACCAUUUCAUUGGUAAAGAUUGUUUUAUUGAUUUGGUCCUCGUAUCCAGACUGGCUGCAUCUCUACACAAGACCCGAGCAUCCAUCCAGCUUUACAGCCGACGAAUGGCUUGCAUACCGGAGACUGUUCCCAGAUAAGGGAAUCUCGUCGUUAUCAAGCUCUGGCGAUCCGGAGCAUCUGCCCGAGCUGCCGCCGGGGGACGAACAGCGCUUACAACGCGCUGCCCUCCACCUACAGCAGAAGUUGAUCUUGCGCGAAUGGCUACGGGAAUAUCGUAUGCAGCAUCAUUACCAGCGUCUGCUGGCUGUUGAGGUGGCCUCGUUAGAGGACGUGUACUGGCUCGAAGAUUCGCGUGCCAGUAAGAUACUCGGCAAGGAUUGGCAACUGUGGUCGACUGCCCGUCAAGGGCUGCCCACAUCGAAGGCACAGCUGGACGCUUUAAAGGCSCAGCUGUGGUCAACGGUGGUCAAGUCAAGUCAACAUCAGGACGCCUGGACAUGGGGCGGCAUGCUCGUGGUCUCAGUUUCCGUUGCCGGUCUGGUCACACUCGCCGCGAUGACACAGCCUUCUCUGGCGCCCGAGGCGCGCCACUCGCUUCUGCAGUAUGUAACCGGAAAGUAUCUUCUGCCCGCCAACUGCAGGGUUCAGUGGGACUGGAAAGACCCGGCCCACGUCGGCGGCACCAUGUGCUUCAUUGUGCGCUUCUUUCAGCGCAACGGCCAGCCGUAUCCCAUCUGUGAUACCGACCAAUUCUUCGUAGAGGUCACCGAGGGCACACGCAAGGUGGUAACAAUCAGUGAGCUGGGCUCAUCUACAGAUCCCAAUAAUGCCAACAUUGCCAAAGUCAAGUUUACGGUUCGCACUGCGGGCCAGUACAACAUUUCUGUACUGAUCGGCGCCAGUCAUAUAGCCGGUUCGCCUUUCGUACGCAACUUUCUGCCCGGGGCCAUUGAUCCACGCAGAUCACGAUUCAUUCGACCGGCUAGUACGCUAAUCUGCUGCGCCAGUGCACCGACUCUGAUGCACAUUGAACCGAGGGACGAGUUUGGCAACGCGUGUAUUUUCGAGCAGUCCGAUGAGGCGUUGCAGGGUUACCGUGUCGCUAUUUACGACUUACACGGCGUGUCCGUCGAAAAGCUGCAGAACGCCAUUGUCUUCAGCUACGACAGUGUCAAUUCGCGGGUCUCAGUCACUGCUCUCUUUCCAGAGCCGAUUUGCUUGAGAGCUAGCAUCAGCUAUCGAGAUCAGCAACUUCCCAAUGGGGACUUUGACAUAAUCGUGCUCAGCAGUAGCGACACAACACUCGUUCAUAAAAAUAUUGCAUCCCGAAAGCACAAUAUUUGCUACGAGGCGAAGCUGCUGAGUAUUUAUGGAACAACAAAGAGCAAACCGCGGAAGGUGAUGUGCUAUGUGGGGCCGAAGCAGAACUCGUUGAUCUUUCAGGUGACGAUUAAGGAAAUGAUUUUGAAGUUCAUACCGAAACGUAUUGCCACCUUUCGGCUGUGUCCGUCGACCAAGUUCCAUUUUCUGCCCCAGCUGGUAACGCAGCUGCAUGGGCCAGUUUUCAUUAUAGACGAUGGAGCUCAGCCACGCAUUGAACUUGCCUCGAAGGACCGCAACAUUAUCGCUGCAACCUUCACACAUUUUCUGCUGAAAAACAUUGGUGGCUCAGAGACGUUUAAGGACAAACAGGAUUUCUUCUAUCACGAAGUGCGCAAAUUUCAUGCCAGUUACUACCACGAGAAGAUGGCCCUCAAAGUAAAUCGCGAAAAGAUCCUCGAAAGCAGUAUGAAGGCCACCAAAGGAUUUAGCGUUUCAGAUUGGUGUGGCAAUUUCGAAGUCACCUUCCAGGGGGAGCAAGGUAUCGACUGGGGUGGCCUGCGGCGCGAAUGGUUCGAAUUGGUUUGCAGCGCUCUCUUCGAUUCGAGAAGUGGGCUCUUUUGUACGUUUCACGAGAAGCACCAGGCCCUGGUGCAUCCGAAUCCGACGCGGCCCUCACAUCUGAAACUCAAGUAUUUUGAGUUUGCGGGCAAAAUUGUGGGCAAAUGUCUGUUCGAGAGUGCUUUAGGCGGCAGCUAUAGACAAUUGGUGCGCGCACGGUUCAGCCGAUCCUUUUUGGCCCAGCUCAUUGGGCUAAGAGUACAUUAUAAGUACUUCGAGCAGGAUGAUCCAGAUUUAUAUUUGUCGAAAAUUAAGUACAUUCUCGAUACGGACUUGGAUGGCACUGACACACUGGAGCUGUAUUUCGUAGAGGAUGUGUAUGACACCAGCGGUCAACUAAUCAAGUCCAUAGAACUCAUUCCAAAUGGUGCCAAGACACGCGUUACCAAUGCAACCAAAAAUCAAUAUCUAGAUGCUUUGGCACAGCAGCGACUUUGCAAUAGCGUCAAAGAUGAAGUCGACAGCUUUCUUAAGGGUCUCAAUGCAAUCAUACCCGACAAUUUGCUAAGCAUUUUCGACGAAAACGAAUUGGAGCUACUGAUGUGCGGCACUGGCGAGUACUCGAUAACCGAUUUUAAGUCGCAUCACAUUGCCAAUGGAAACUCGGCAGAGUUUCGACGUGUGCUCGCCUGGUUCUGGGCGGCUGUUAGUAAUUUUAGCCAAACUGAAAUGGCCCGUCUCCUGCAGUUCACCACAGGCUGUUCUCAGCUGCCGCCUGGUGGGUUUCAGGAGCUGAAUCCACAAUUCCAAAUAACCGCAGCGCCCACAUUUGGUAAUCUGCCCACGGCACACACCUGUUUCAAUCAACUUUGCCUGCCGGACUACGAGAGCUAUGAGCAGUUCGAGAAAUCUUUGCUCCUGGCCAUCAGUGAGGGCAGCGAGGGCUUCGGCAUGGUCUGAGUCGUUGUCAACGAAAAACCUUCUUUAUUUUGUGUUAAUUAGAAAUUGCGAAUAAUAUAGUUCCUGUGCUUUGUGUCAUAGUUUUCACUACAAUUUCGAUUAUGUGUGAGAUACAAUUUUAGAUGCUCAUAAUUUCCUAUUUCCGAUUCCUGAGUUCAGUAAUUGAUGAAAGGAAACAAAACGUACAGUAAUAUUAACCAUUAAAGUAGCUUCAAUGUCUGAAACGAGUCAAAAUGAAAAAAUUAAUAUAUAUCAUCAUCAAAAAGAAUGUGAUAAUUGA